AUUUAAUCGGGAAAGGGCAAAGUACCAACGAACACAAAACGCAGGUUUUUUGUUGGGCGUCGUUUGACGUUAAUGGUGUCGUCGUCGCGGUAACUACAUAAUACAUGCUACAGCACAUGAUAUAUGCGCACAAUCCAGCAAUACCUCUUCGCUUCCUGCUAGUGUGCACCCUUGUUGCCUUGCGUGCGCCUGUCGCGCACCCUCCUAUCGUGCGCACCCCCUCCCCCUGCCCUCCUCACGAGACAGAGUCUCCCCCUACCGCCAAAGCCACUCAUCAGAUCUCGGCUUCUGAUAAUCUCGGAGGAGCAGCCAUGUCCAAAGCUCGUGUCUACGCUGACGUCAAUGUCAUCCGCCCUAAAGAGUACUGGGACUACGAGUCCCUCACCGUUCAAUGGGGUGAUCAAGAUGAUUAUGAAGUUGUACGGAAAGUAGGAAGGGGAAAAUACAGCGAGGUCUUCGAAGGCAUAAAUGUCAAUACGAAUGAGCGCUGCAUAAUCAAGAUCCUCAAGCCUGUUAAGAAGAAGAAGAUUAAGAGAGAGAUUAAAAUUCUCCAGAACCUUUGUGGGGGACCGAAUGUCGUCAAGCUUCUUGACAUUGUCCGAGAUCAGCACUCAAAAACUCCAAGCUUGAUAUUUGAGUUUGUGAACAGUACUGAUUUCAAAGUUUUGUACCCCACACUGACUGAUUAUGACAUACGCUACUACAUAUAUGAGCUUCUCAAGGCAUUAGAUUACUGCCAUUCACAAGGAAUAAUGCAUAGAGAUGUCAAGCCUCACAAUGUUAUGAUAGACCAUGAAUUGCGAAAACUUCGCUUGAUAGACUGGGGACUUGCUGAAUUUUACCACCCUGGAAAGGAAUAUAAUGUCCGGGUAGCUUCAAGAUACUUUAAAGGUCCUGAACUUCUAGUCGAUUUGCAAGAUUACGACUAUUCUCUGGACAUGUGGAGCCUGGGUUGUAUGUUUGCUGGAAUGAUAUUUCGCAAGGAACCUUUCUUUUAUGGCCAUGACAACCAUGACCAGCUGGUCAAAAUUGCCAAGGUACUUGGGACUGAUGAGUUGAAUGCAUAUCUGAACAAGUACCAUUUAGAGCUUGAUCCUCAACUUGAUGCACUUGUGGGGAGGCACAGCAGGAAGCCCUGGUCGAAGUUUAUUAAUGCAGAUAAUCAGCAUCUAGUUUCUCCAGAGGCCAUCGAUUUUCUGGAUAAACUUCUUCGGUAUGAUCAUCAAGACAGGCUAACUGCAAAAGAGGCAAUGGGCCAUCCAUAUUUCUCCCAAGUGAGGGCAGCAGAAAGCAGCAGGAUGCGGACGUAAGAGCUUUGAUAAUAUAAUGCCCCAUAUGUAGACUAGAAUUUGUGUUAUUUGGGAGUGUGUUAUUUUCUUGGAAACUCUGGCUGCCUUUGGCAAUUGUUGUAAGUUUAAUAUUGUUGAAUGGGAUUUUAUAGUAUGGUUGUCAAGUUAAUGACUUUGUUGGAUAGAAGAUUAAUUAUCUAAAGCAUGAUUUCCGUGAAUA
Messenger RNA from Prunus dulcis (almond), 1509 nucleotides. RefSeq names its product casein kinase II subunit alpha-2. The coding region runs from base 105 to 1310 and encodes 401 amino acids. Lineage: Eukaryota; Viridiplantae; Streptophyta; Magnoliopsida; Rosales; Rosaceae. Gene Ontology annotation, biological process: protein phosphorylation. The transcript is spliced from 10 exons. Gene Ontology annotation, molecular function: ATP binding; protein serine/threonine kinase activity. Gene Ontology annotation, cellular component: cytosol; protein kinase CK2 complex; nucleus. The record is from RefSeq and is a predicted model, not a curated record.